AAUUGCAUUUACUCUUAUAUAUAAUAUAACAGCAAUUAUUGUGACGUCUUAGCUGAACCUGAGUAAUACACAAAUGUCUAAAGGAAACUCUCAGCUUAAAUACUUUACAUUAAUCCUUCAAAUCAUCUUUCUGCAAACAUCCAAUGCUUGGAAGAUCAAGUGUCCUGAUUCUGCUUGUAGCGAUAUCCGUAACAUAAGACACCCUUUUCAUUUAAACACCGAUCCAAAACAUUGUCAUUUUUCAGGAUUUGAAUUAGCUUGUGAAGGUAACCAAACAGUUAUAUGGUUAUCCUCCAAGAAGUUGCACGUUCAAAGCAUCGACUAUGAUAAUCAUAAAAUUCACCUGGUAGAUCCGACUUUACAAACACAAGGACAAGAUGAUCUAUGUUCUCUCAUACCUCCUAAGCUUACCUUUCACAAAUACAGUAGUUUCUUCAGGCUCUCGUACUAUUAUGCAUCAGAUCGUAGUGUAGCAGCGCCCAUUUUCAUGUUUAACUGUCCAUUUGCUGUUAAUGAUUCAACAUUUGUGGAAAUUAGUGGCUGCAAAUUAAGCAGAUACACUUAUUUAAAGAUUGGAGAGAUGGCAGUCUCUGAAGUGAGUGAUGGAUGCAGAGCAGAAUUUAUAGGCUUGACCUCAUGGCCUAAUAUUAACAACAUUUCCCUUUCUGAUAUUCAUCAAGCAAUUCUCUACGGAUUUGAGUUUCCUUAUUCUUCGUGGGGUUUAUUGGAUUUGAUUUCCGGUGAGGACUCAAGGCUUUAUCUACAUAUACUUUUAAUUCUCCAUUGAUUUCUCAUUCUAAAUUAUUUGCACUUUAAUCU
This is a messenger RNA of Solanum stenotomum, 819 nucleotides long. RefSeq lists its product as uncharacterized. The record is from RefSeq and is a predicted model, not a curated record. Lineage: Eukaryota; Viridiplantae; Streptophyta; Magnoliopsida; Solanales; Solanaceae. The transcript is spliced from 2 exons. The coding region runs from base 74 to 787 and encodes 237 amino acids. Gene Ontology annotation, molecular function: polysaccharide binding.